Molecule: messenger RNA, 2307 nt
Organism: Rhinichthys klamathensis goyatoka
Lineage: Eukaryota; Metazoa; Chordata; Actinopteri; Cypriniformes; Leuciscidae
Product: cadherin-1-like
Exons: 14
Coding region: 1-2307 (768 amino acids)
Biological process (GO): cell-cell junction assembly; homophilic cell-cell adhesion; adherens junction organization
Cellular component (GO): plasma membrane; cytoplasm; adherens junction
Molecular function (GO): cadherin binding; calcium ion binding
Source: RefSeq, a predicted model, not a curated record
AUGAAGAUUGGGAGAUUGGGAGUUAUUAUUUUCCUCUGUAAGGUCCUUUUGUGUGAAUCUGCGGAGGAGUCUUCAUGCACUCCAGGCUUUCAGUCAGAGUUGCUGGUUUUUAAAGUGCACAGAGAUGAACUUCACCAAGGACAAAAACUAGGAAGAGUGAUUUUUAAUGCAUGCGAUGGAAGAACAAGAACGCUCUUCCAGUCCGCUGACAGGUGUUUUGAUGUGGACAUGGAUGGGACCGUAACCCUGAAGAGACAAGUGACUCUUCAUGAAGGCCACAAGGUGUUUUCUGUGGACGCUUGGGAAUCCAGUGGAAAGAAGCACACGGUGUCUGUCAGAGUUGAGCGUGUCCAUCAUCAUCAUGAGGACCAUCACAUGGACACGGUCAUGAACAUCUCCUCUCCACAGAUUGAAUCUCCCUCUGAUGAUCUGGUUCUAACACUUCCAAUGUCUACAAUGGAUUUAAAGAGAGCAAAGAGAGAAGCAAAGAGAGGUUGGGUUAUUCCUCCAUUUAAUAUAGCUGAGAAUAGCAGAGGUCCUUUCCCAGAGAAAAUGCACCAGAUAAAGUCGGACUAUUCUAAGGAAGCUCAGAUGCAAUACAGGAUCACAGGUGAAGGAGCGGAUCUGGAUCCUAAGGGGACUUUUACUAUAGAAAGAUUAACAGGGAAUCUGUUUGUGACUCGCCCACUCGACAGAGAAAUAAAAGCUUCAUACAGACUUAUUGCUUAUGCUGUUGCAGUUGGUGCGGAUAUCAAGGAAACUCCAAUGGAAAUGAUUGUAAAUGUGCAGGACCAAAAUGAUAAUAAGCCUGUUUUUACACAAAAUCCAUUAAAUGGAAAUGUUGCUGAAGCUUCUGUUAUAGGUCAUGAGUUUAUGACAGUCACAGCCACUGAUGCAGAUGAUCCAGACACUUACAAUGGUGUUGUCAGUUACGCAAUCGUCAAGCAAGAUCCAGAAUUGCCAAAACCAAACCUGUUUAUAAUCAACCCUGUUACCGGAGGAAUUCGUGUGAAUGCUUUAGGCUUGGACAGAGAGAAAUGGUCCAGAUAUACUGUGUUAAUUACGGCAACUGACCUGGAAGGAAGAGGUUAUGGAUCCACCGGCACAGCUGUUAUUACUGUGACUGACAGCAAUGAUAACGCACCUCAGUUUGUGCAAACCACGCACACUGUAUCUGUCCCAGAGAAUAAAGUAGGAGCUGAAGUGGCCAGACUUACAGUUACUGAUGGAGAUGAAGAGGGAUCUCCUGCCUGGUCAACCAAAUAUAAGAUCAUUGACGGUGACAAGAGUGGGUUUUUCAGUGUCAGUACUGGACCCAGCCAGCUAGAGGGCAUCAUCACCACUGUAAAGCCCCUGGACUUUGAGAAGAACAAGCAAUUCAUUCUGUCUGUGAUUGUUGAGAACGAUGAUCCAUUUGUCGGUUCUUUGGCCACUUCCACUGCCACAGUCACGGUGAAUGUAGAAGAUGUGAAUGAGCCUCCGGAGUUUAAUCCAAAGGAGAAGGUUAUCUUCAAACCUGAAGAUGUAAAAGUUGAUAGUGAAUUGGUUACUUAUAAAGCCAUUGAUCCAGACACUGCAAAAGCACAGAAGAUAACGUAUAAGAUUGGCAGUGAUCCUGCCGGCUGGCUGAGUGUUGCUCCAGACACUGGAGUUAUUAAAGUCAAGAGCCUCAUGGAUAGAGAAUCUCCCUCAGUCAAAGAUGGCAAAUACAGAGCUAUCAUUUUGGCGUUGGAUAAUGAUGGUGACGCUCCAGCAACUGGCACAGGAACCCUGGUUAUUGAAUUGGAGGAUGUAAAUGACAACGCUCCUGUCAUCAAUGAAAGGAAUAUACGAAUGUGCAAUCGUGGUUCAGCCCCAGUGCUUCUCUCUAUAUCGGACAAAGAUGGACCUCCUUUCGCUGGUCCUUUUAGAGUUGAGACCCACGGAGAAACCAGUAAAAAUUGGUCCACCUCGAUGAAUGGCACAUCAACGGGUGUCUUUCUGACACCAAAGACUGCAUUGGAGCAGGGUGACUACAAUGUUGUCCUGAAAGUUAUUGAUCAGGGUGGAUUUGAUCAGGAAAGCACCAUUCAAGCAAGUGUGUGUGACUGCGAAGGAGAAGACGUGCAAUGUAAUGACGCUUCUCUCCUAAUGUCGAUUGCGGCAUCGGAGGAAGAGCGGUCAUCUUCUGGUGAUGACUCGGCGGGACUGCCCCCUUCGGGUGUGGUGGUUCAGGCUGAGCCAGAUCCGGAAAUGGCCGCUAUGCUCGAACGGGCGGCCGCGAAUGUCGGGCUCGCAUGGAACCCUCCGGCGGGUCCCGAGCGUUAG